This is a messenger RNA of Saccharomyces mikatae IFO 1815, 1326 nucleotides long. It is a transcript of the gene CEM1, whose product is annotated as fatty acid synthase CEM1. The record is from RefSeq and is a predicted model, not a curated record. Gene Ontology annotation, biological process: fatty acid biosynthetic process. Lineage: Eukaryota; Fungi; Ascomycota; Saccharomycetes; Saccharomycetales; Saccharomycetaceae. Gene Ontology annotation, molecular function: 3-oxoacyl-[acyl-carrier-protein] synthase activity. The coding region runs from base 1 to 1326 and encodes 441 amino acids. The transcript has a single exon.
AUGUCAAAAAGAGUAGUUGUAACAGGUUUGGGGUGUGUAACACCGUUAGGAAGAUCAUUAAGUGAGUCAUGGAAAAAUCUACUUUCUUCCAAAAAUGGACUCACACCAAUCACGUCCUUAUCCAAUUACGAAGUGGAUUAUAAGCCUAAAGAGAAAAGUAUUCCGUCAACAAUAACAGUAGGGAAGAUCCCAGAAGAUCAUGACCAAAAUUCAGCCAUCCACAGAUUGCUAUUAACUGGCCAAGAUGAGAGAAGAACCUCAAGUUUUAUCAAAUUAGCAAUACGUACAACAUAUGAAGCACUUCAUAAUGCUGGUCUGUUGAAUCCAAACGACGUAACCAUUAAUACAUCUCUUUGUAAUUUGGAUCGUUUUGGUUGCCUCAUAGGAUCUGGCAUAGGAUCCAUUCAGGACAUAUACCUGACUUCCCUACAAUUUCAUAAUGAAAAUAAAAGAAUAAACCCGUAUUUUGUACCCAAGAUCCUUACGAAUAUGGCAGCUGGUAAUGUUUCCAUAAAAUUCAACCUUCGAGGAUUAUCUCAUAGUGUUUCUACAGCAUGUGCCACAGGCAAUAAUUCAAUUGGCGACGCUUUCAAUUUUAUCCGAUUGGGUAUGCAAGAUAUCUGCGUUGCUGGAGCAAGCGAAACAAGUUUACAUCCAUUAAGUCUAGCUGGUUUCAUCAGAGCGAAAUCAAUUACCACUGACGGAAUUUCCAGACCGUUUGAUACACAACGGUCGGGAUUCGUACUUGGCGAAGGAUGCGGAAUGAUUGUUAUGGAAUCCUUAGAACAUGCUCAAAAGAGAAAUGCAAAAAUAAUCUGUGAACUAGUGGGUUAUGGUUUAAGCAGUGAUGCUUGUCACAUCACCUCCCCCCCUGCUGAUGGAAAUGGUGCCAAAAGAGCAAUAGACAUGGCUCUUGAAAUGGCCCGAUUGAAACCUGCUGAUAUUGAUUACGUCAAUGCUCAUGCCACAUCAACCUUGUUAGGUGAUAAAGCAGAGUGCAUGGCUGUGAUUUCUGCACUUUUUCCAGGAAGGUCCAACGAUAAGCCCUUGUACAUAUCAAGUAAUAAAGGUGCAAUUGGUCAUCUAUUAGGUGCAGCUGGUGCUGUAGAAAGUGUAUUCACGAUUUGUUCCUUAAGGGAUGAUAAGAUACCGCAUACGUUAAACUUGAACAAUGUUCUACCUCUGGAAAGUAGCGAGUCCAAUAAGCUCCAUUUCGUAAGAGAUACACCUUUAGAAGGAGCUAAUCCGCAUUAUGCAUUAUGCAAUAGCUUCGGAUUUGGAGGAGUUAACACAUCUCUUCUUUUCAAAAGAUGGGGAAAAAGUUGA